Messenger RNA from Colletotrichum aenigma, 348 nucleotides. RefSeq lists its product as uncharacterized. Lineage: Eukaryota; Fungi; Ascomycota; Sordariomycetes; Glomerellales; Glomerellaceae. The record is from RefSeq and is a predicted model, not a curated record. The transcript has a single exon. Bases 1 to 348 code for a protein of 115 amino acids.
AUGGUAUUCACGCUGCUUGAAGUGAUCAUCGACGUUGCCGGGUUAGAGUUUGAAGACGUGGAGAUGCUCGUGAUUGUGGAUGUUGAUGAAGUUGUGAAUGUGCUUGCUAAUUCAGUGCUUGUGGAGUCCGAACUAACGAUCGUGGUACUCGUCAAAGUCACAGAUGUUGAUGACGAAAUCUCCGACGUAGAAGAUGUAAUUGUCGAGGUCAUUGUGCUGCUACUUGUCGGAGACACUAUGGUACUUGAAGGGACAGUAGAGCUUGUCGACGUCGGAUACGAGGAGCUUGAUGAGCUAGAUAAGGUUGUAGAUAUGAGCGAGCUCGUCGAUGUCGUUGACGGAGUAUAA